AUGGUAGUAACGCUAUCCAGUCCCAAGUGGAUUGUACGACUGGCCAAAAUAGCCUUGUCCCUGUUGACAAUCCUCGUUGUUGUCGACUUCUUUCAGCCGGUCUGGGUUACAAAGGGCACUGGCAUCGAGGCAAAGACCUUGGAUUCUUAUAGACUUCGUAGAUAUCUCAAGCUGGAUGCUAAGAGGAUUGCAAGGGAGGAGAACUUCGAACAGCAUGUAUUCCAUGGGAAAUUCAGGCCAGCCUCGAUCUCACAAUCAGCUCCUGCAACCCUUCAAUCGACUCCCGCUGUUCUUGUGGAGAACUUCCCUCCCAUAUCAUCAACACCCUCCGAGUCGUCUUACCAAUCCAGCAUAGACCACUCCCCAGCCAGCGAGGCCGAAGAAACUCCAAAUCCCUUGGUCCUUACCACCAAACCAUCAUCCUCUCAAUCCCCCUUCAAACCUUAUUUCCACACGAACCCGUACAAAGGGACCAUGUAUCACAUGUCCACAUCUAUUCAUCCUACCAAAGAUCUCGAUAAAUCGCACUAUCAGCUCAGUUCGUUGUGGUUCGUCGAGCAAGAUGGGUACGAUGAUUGGAUGAGUUUGCACGUCCAAGCUCGUUUGCCACCGAGUGUAGCUUAUCUUAAAUUUGCUUGUGUAUACACCACGGCAGAUCACACUCAGAUGGAAGAGCUAGAAGCGACUGUGACCAAUCAAGCGAGGGACGAAUACCUCCUGGUGGAAUGUCAAAUGCCUUUGUGGACUCAAGGUGAGAUGGACACGUCUGCUUCAGAAUCUGCUAGGACAGCCUUCAUGGACCUUAUCCGGAAUGGUCAAGUGGAAUUGAAAUCAUGGUACGACCUUGGUGAAUGCGCGAUAGAAGACACUGCUUUCGAUUCACUCUAUUUAGCUUGGAGAGAAUCAGCCUGCUUAGAGCAAUCGGAUAACCAUGAUACGUUAAUCAAACAGGUUACAGGACCUGUCCAUACCAUCUCGGCCUCCGACUGGUCAGCCGCAGCACCGACCGACCAGCUAACCAUCUGCGUAUCUCCCGUUCGACUUCAACCAUCCGACGAAGAAGAAGGGAUAGUUCCACUCAAGCACCUCGUGGAAUGGAGGGUAUGGCACAUGUAUCAAGGUGUAGACAGCGUCCAUUGGUAUUCUCGUGACCCCAAAUUCCACUCUUGGAUCGACCAGCUCAACCAACUACUCGAUCUACAUGAUACCUACCUAGACGCUCCGAACCUCUCUCAGCAGUACGCAUUCAUGGCUAAAGAUUACGCAGAUCAAGCUAUAUAUGCAGCCGACUGUUUGAUGCGCUAUGGAUUUGAGGACAAGUUCCAAGCUUAUAUCGAUUUGGAUGAAUUCAUCACCAUCCGUCAAAACCCUUCUCGUAAUGCUACAAUACAAAGACUUGAGAGUCUAGAUAAUAAUAUCGGAUCGAUAGCAGCGGAUCAUACCUAUUAUGGUGGAGAGCCUUUGGACCUGUCUUUGCCUUAUGAAUCGGAUACGUUCCCUCCCAACGGACACACCCGAUGGGACACGCUGGAAAAACAUGAUGGUUUUCGUAGACAGAAAUCAAUACAUCGCACUUCGGCAACCAAGAUGCUCUGGGUACAUUCAUCAGCUGGUCUGGGUGGAUACUAUAUGAGGAAGGAUGAUACGAUCUCUUCAAUGGAUGAAGAUGGAUCGUUGGAGAUUGUGCACAAUAGGAAUAAUAAACCUGACAAAUUGACUUUCGAUAUACCCGUUGAUCACCAGACGAUUGAUUUGUGGAAGGAUACCUGGAUGGACCUUGCGAGAAUACUUGAUAGUAUUGAUCUCGAGCCAUUGCAUGUAUUUAGAUUAUGA
Molecule: messenger RNA, 1833 nt
Organism: Kwoniella mangroviensis CBS 8507
Lineage: Eukaryota; Fungi; Basidiomycota; Tremellomycetes; Tremellales; Cryptococcaceae
Exons: 2
Coding region: 1-1833 (610 amino acids)
Cellular component (GO): cytoplasm
Molecular function (GO): glycosyltransferase activity
Source: RefSeq, a predicted model, not a curated record